Messenger RNA from Tinamus guttatus (white-throated tinamou), 4060 nucleotides. Lineage: Eukaryota; Metazoa; Chordata; Aves; Tinamiformes; Tinamidae. The record is from RefSeq and is a predicted model, not a curated record.
GUCAUGGAAUGUAUAGUGCUACCCUGUCUAACACUUCUACGGAAAAUAGCAUAUGCUGAUCCAGUGGUGCGUUUGUCCCUAGCACAGCAGUCAUCCUUUCUGCUUGUGUUAUUCAGAGUUUCCCUGAUAUUCCAAGCUGAUGGUGCUGUUCUAACUGAAGCUACAGUAUUGCUUUGCCUUCUGUUGUUUGAUGAAGUAGCAAGACAAGAAACAUGGGCUGAUGACAUAUCUAGUAAUGAUACUGACCUACCUUCCUUCAGUUUGCCAGUUGCUGUUGUUAGACGGUAUCAUCUUCCGGUCAGAAUCACUGCUCAUCAUGCUGUUAGUCCCAAUGCUGUCAUUACACCAUUGUCUUCUGACUCCCUGGCUAUGAAGCCUGUGUCAGACAUGCUUAAGAUGGCUUGGAAUCUGUCAUGGUUUCAUGGGAUUGAAGACCUGUUACAGCUGGUAAAUUAUGAGAAGGAAGCAGAAAUAUUUUUAGACAUGCUAAAGCUGUCCUCAGAAGAUAUUCUUAUACUGAAGAUAACGCACACAAGCUAUGGACUGCAGGAAUGUUUUAAUUCCAUCAUUCAGGCAGUAUCCCACAGGGACGUUAGGGCUGCCGUUAUGAAACUAAGUUUUUAUGUUCUUAAUGAUAAGCUUGCUUUAAAAUACAACUCUGGGCCUUCUGGAAAUACUUUGGAGAGCUUUGUUUGGCAAAGAGCGUUAAACAGGUUUCUACAAGUGCUUCCAGCUUCUAUCGAUGAUGAGAAGCUUUUGGUAGAUGUCUUGAAUUUUUUAAACAAGCUGCUUAGGGAGCAGAGAACAAGUUUAGAAAUGGACCAUCUAAAGUGGAUGCUGAAAACAUUGUAUGAGAAUAAACCAAACUCACUCUUGGACCUCCUGGUGCGGCCAGAAUCCCAAGUGCAGGAUGCAACAGAUGAAAUACAGACAGCUGUCAGACAACAGCUGGAUAAAGAACUCAUUCACCUUUUUAACACAUUGCUGCUUUGCUCCAUGUCAGUGACUGACAGAGAGGGCUUGGAACUUGCAGGUGCUUUCAGAACAGAGCUGGCCCUGAAGUUGCUGCAGUGCUUGAGGCUGGCAGACGCACCACACUUCUAUGGCCUCCCUUCCCUUGAAAGAAUACUGCGAGGAAUGGUGCACGUUACUGCACUUCCAGACUGGAGCACAUAUUCUGCAGUGGAACCUAUUGCAAUCUGUAAGAAAUAUUUAGCAGGUCUUCUUGAGGUCAUUUCAUCAUUUUAUGUUGAAUGGGGAGGAAAUGCUAUGUCCUUCAUGGGAAAAGGUGUUACGAAGAGCACAGUUCUUUGCUUGCUUCACUUGUCCCAUGAAAUGAUGGCUCAAGCCAAGGAAACAGACUGGGUAUCUCUUUGGUCCUUGCCUUAUGAUAACAAUGAAGAGCAAGUUCCUCCUCAGCUAGGUCUGGCAUGGCUGGUUCCUUUAUGGGUUGAUAGAGAUCCUGAGGUCAGAUUUACCUCACUUGGAAUAGGAUCAGCUCUUACAUCUGUUGAAGUCGGAUGCAUUGCUUUAGCAGAAAGCUGUCAAAACAUAUCAGGAGGACUGUGGGGAACAGUGAUCAAUAUCCUUCUGGACCAAUCUGAAUGUAGCAUGGUGCGCAGGGAGGCUGCUUUUAUUCUACAGAAUCUCCUUGUGAUCCCAAUUCCUACUGAAGAUGUGAAAGAUUGUGCUUGGCAAGGACCCUGUGUACAUGAUGAAGAGUCUGGUCUCUCACAGUCAGGCAAACCUGCACUACAGGCCCUUUUCUAUCACUGCCGCUUCUAUGAACACUUGAAUCAGAUGGUGAAGCGCUGCUACCUUGGGUGUUACAUGUUUGAUUUGAAUUGUGCCAAGGGAGACAACCUGACCAUGGAAAAAAGUGGUACAGCUGAUUUUGAUGAUUCGCUUAAUAUUUGGAAGGUUCCAUCCACUCAAAGCCAGUCUUCCCAUUCUCUAUCAACAUCUGAUACUAUGAUUCUGUCUGCAUCACCGUCACUGGGGAGUGCUACUGAGCUUCAGACAAAAGGCCCAACAUAUUCAUCCAGUUUUAUUCCCAAAACUGCAGCUGAUAGGCUUACAGCUCAAGGUCAGAGUGAUACUACCACAACAGGGUCUUCAAGUCAGCAUGGUUCUCCCCUGUCUGUUGGGCUGUCUAAACAGUGUGCUGUGGUCACACCCGCUCUCCUGUCUGCGGUUUGCAGCCUUCUGCAUAAUCUGCUCGUUGUCACUCCAGAAGAUACUGGAAUUGCUCUCCAGCAAGCACACUUGCUAACAGCUCUCAGCAGUCUUGUAAAUGCUAAUCUAAUCGAGAGAUGUAUCCUGGAACUGAAAGCUCCUUUGGGUAAUUCCUGUCAUGUGGAACAAGUAAAAGUUCAGGUAUUACUGCUACUUCAGUACUUAUCAUCUGUGUCCAAGCUUUUGAAAACGUGCUUACUGGUGCACUCUCAGCUUGUCAUCCAGGAUGAACUGUUGAAACCUUUCCUAGGAAACAGUUUCAUGAUCCUCUCCAUUCGCUCUAAAGAUGGGCUCGAUGCUGAGCUAACAUCUGCACUCCAUGAAACCUGGAUAGACUACUUCAAUCUUCUAGCUACGUUAUUGUGGAAAAGUGGCCAAUUUUCUCUUCCAUCUGUAACAGCAGCUCUUGGAAAUCAUUGGACAGCAAUAAUUGAUACCAUUUGUGAUUGUAUUAAUCUGUCAACCACGUGUCCUGAUUUAUAUAAGGCUAGUUUACAGUUUAUCACUGCCCUUUUGACUGAAGAAGGAAAAAGACAGCUCGGUGAUAAACAGAGUAUGUGCCAGAAUCCAACUGUAAGCUUUCUUCUAGAUGAAGCUGAAGGAUGUCAGGCAUCAGUAACUCAACUUACUGGAUUAAUAAUUCAGGUCUAUGAGAGAAAAUCUUCAAAAGAUGUCCUGAAACAAGUGGCUACAAGUGCAUUGCUAUCCCUGUUAGCUGUCAGUAGAAAUGCCCAGAAAUGUGCUUUAGAAGCUGACCUAAUAGACAGCUGUGUAGAACAGAUGAAACGUAUUCAUGCGCAGAUGAAUUUGGAUUCCCUAAAGCCUGGGAAGACUCAGAAGAAAAAGGAGGAUAGCCUUAUCAAGCAGUUACAGUGUGCUAUGCAGCUUCUCAGAAAUUGCCUCUUUCAAAAUGAAGAAUGCAAACUGGCAGCACACAGAGCUCACCUUGUUCCUGUUCUGCAUUCGCUAUGGCCAUGGUUUUUACUAGAUGACUCCUCGAUGCAAAUAGCUCUGCAUUUGCUUUGUGUCUACACUGCAGACUAUCCUGCAGGUUGUAGUUCACUUUCUUUGUCAAGUGUUGGACAAGCACAGCUUGCAUCUGUUCGAAGUGGAGCUGGCAAUUCAUUAAUGCAUAACAUCAUGAAAUUGGCUACUCCCAUAUCAAGUGAUACCAGCCCUAUUCUGCUGAUGGUCUUUGGUCUUCUUUCUAACCUUGCCUUGUCACAUGACUGUAAAGGUGUUAUUCAGAAGAGUAACUUCCUGCAAAGCUUCCUUUCUCUGUCAUUACCAAAAGGAAAUCAUAAAAAUCUUAGUAAUAUGUGUGCUCUUUGGCUAAAACUGCUACUGAACAUAUCUUUGGAAGAAGAUGGACAGCAGAUGAUUAUGAAGAUCAAUGGGGCAUUAGACCAGAUUGUGGAGAUGUGUAAAUAUAAGCACAAGAGUAAUCGGCGUAUAGCACUACUUGUUUUACAUAAUAUGUGUUUUAGUCCAGCUAAUAAACCCAAGAUAUUAGCUAAUGAUAAAGCUAUCAGCGUGCUAUCUGCCUGUUUGGAAAGUGAUAGUAUUGAUGUUCAGAGAAUCGGUGCAGCCUCACUUUGGGCUUUGCUUCACAACUAUCAGAAGGCAAAAGUGACUUUGAAGAAUCCAUCUCUAAGAAGGAGAAUAGAUGAAGCUUAUUCUUCAGUAAAGAAAGCUACUCCACAGCCAGAAGAAAAUGAGCUAAAUGCAUACCACCUGAAAUGCUUAGAAAAUGUAGUGCAGCUUCUUGAUUCUUAAGGAUUGUCAAAUGACUUCACAUCUCGAAACUGGUAGCUUGCUCAAGAGG